Messenger RNA from Ochotona princeps (American pika), 1980 nucleotides. RefSeq names its product SPNS lysolipid transporter 3, sphingosine-1-phosphate (putative) (gene SPNS3). Gene Ontology annotation, molecular function: transmembrane transporter activity. The record is from RefSeq and is a predicted model, not a curated record. The coding region runs from base 172 to 1698 and encodes 508 amino acids. Gene Ontology annotation, cellular component: membrane. Gene Ontology annotation, biological process: transmembrane transport. NCBI's taxonomy places the organism in Eukaryota, Metazoa, Chordata, Mammalia, Lagomorpha, Ochotonidae. The transcript is spliced from 12 exons.
UUGCCAGUGGCCCUCUUCCCCCAAGCAGGCCUCCUGGGCUGAGGAUGGUGAAACCCCACUGGCCACACUGCGGUGGGCUCAACAGGAACCUGUAAAAGGAGUUGCCAGCCAGUUCAAGCUUUAGCCCUGCACCGCACCGUGCGGGGACAGGAGCUUCCAGUGUGUGGGGUGAUGUCAGCUGAGUGGCCCAAGUCUGGGCCAGAAGGGCUGCAGGGCCAGUCCCUGGGGCCAGGCCGGAGCCAGGGACCCUCAGCGGCGGGUCAGGGUCCCCUGACGGCCCCCUGGAGCGUGCCCCCCUGGAGAGCGUACACGGCCGCUGCUGUCCUCUGCUACAUCAACCUGCUGAACUACACGAACUGGUUCGUCAUCGCAGGAGUGCUGCUGGACGUGCAGGAGACUUUUCAGAUUGGUGACAGCCACGCCGGCUUACUUCAGACGGUCUUCAUCGGCUGCCUGCUGCUGUCUGCACCUGUAUUUGGCUACCUGGGUGACCGGCACAGCCGCAAGGCCACACUCGCCUUCGGGCUCCUGCUGUGGUCAGGGGCUGGUCUCGCCGGCUCCUUCAUCCCCAGUCAGUAUGCCUGGCUCUUCUUCCUGUCCCGGGGGGCCGUGGGUACCGGCGUGGCCAGCUACUCCACCAUCGCGCCUACUGUGCUGGGCGACCUUUUCAUGGGGGACCAGCGGACCCGCGUGUUGGCUGUCUUCUACAUCUUCAUCCCUGUUGGAAGCGGACUGGGCUACGUGCUGGGGUCGGCUGUGGCGGAGCUGACUGGGAACUGGCAUUGGGCCCUCCGGAUCCUGCCGUGCCUGGAGACCGUGGCCUUGAUCCUGCUUAUCCUGCUGGUUCCAGACCCACCCCAGGGAGCUGCCGAGAAGCAAGGGGUGGUGGCCACGAAGUACCCAAGAAGCAGCUGGUGUGAGGACGUCAGAUACCUGGGGCAAAACUGGAGCUUCGUGUGGUCGACCCUCGGGGUGACAGCCAUGGCCUUUGUGACGGGUGCCCUGGGCUUCUGGGUUCCCAAGUUCCUGUUCGAAGCCCGCGUGGUCCACGGGCUGCAGCUUCCCUGCCACCGGGAGCCAUGCGGCAGCCAGGACAGCCUGAUUUUCGGGACACUGACUGUUGUGACUGGCAUCAUUGGGGUCAUCCUGGGGGCAGAGGCAUCAAGAAGGUACAAGAAAAUCAACCCCAGGGCUGAGCCCCUCAUCUGCGCCUCCAGCCUGCUUGUGGCAGCCCCCUGUCUCUACCUGGCUGUUGUCCUGGCCUCGGUCUCCCUGGUGGCCUCUUACGUGUUCCUGGCCCUUGGAGAGCUGCUUCUCUCUUGUAACUGGGCAGUGGUUACCGACAUCUUGCUGUCUGUGGUGGUGCCCAGAUGCCGGGGGACAGCAGAGGCGUUACAGAUCACAGUGGGCCACCUGCUGGGGGACGCUGGCAGCCCCUACCUCAUUGGACUCAUCUCUAGUGUCCUGCGUGCCCGGCGCCCCGACUCCUACCUGCAGUGCUUCCUCAGCCUGCAACAGAGCUUCCUGUGUUGUGCCUUUGUCAUCGCCCUGGGCGCCGGCAGCUUCCUGCUAGCCUCACUGCACCUACAGAAAGACCAGGCUCAGGCCCAGGAGCUUGGCCCAGGGACCCCGGAUGACAAAGACACAGAGCGCCAAAACCUGCUUCCUAGUGCUGGUGACCCCACAGAAGCCUACUGAGGCCCCCUCCCAUGGCCACACCCUGCCCAUAGCCCCUACCCUUGACAGUGCCUCCGCCCACCUUUGGCUGUGGCUUUGGGAGCCCAGCCGCGUGGCACCUGCUACAUUUUCACUCCCAGCUAGAGAGCUGGCAGGCCUGGUGGCUGGGCUGGGAAUUGAGCUGUCAGCACCCUCUGUGGGAGGCCUGUGCCUGUGCCCGCUGCCAGCACAAGGCCCCUCCAGGCUGGGGUCCUGGGCCUGGCUGCUGACAGGCCCUGAUUAAAGUGCAGCUGGUGCAAAGCC